AUGUUGCAAGGUCUUCGUGGGGGACGAAGCUGCCCCCAAGUGAAGGGCACCCACGAGGAAGGGGAGGAACACUACAGGUAUGAAUCCUUAGCGGAGGGACAAAACGAGGGCGAUCAGAUGAUGGAACGAUGCCCUUUGGAAGGUGUUUAUGCUGAGUGGUUAAGUGAAGAAUUAAGGAGAAGCUACUCUGACGAGAUGAUGACCCACGAGGGGAACAACUAUACGAAGGGGGGUACCUUUGGGGAGAAUAACCAAACGACCGUAACGCAUUAUGCGUGUGAACAGGUGUGGACGAAAAACGAACUAAGGAAGGAACAAACGAAGGUGACCCUCUUCAGCGUGAACAGGUGUUUCAAAUUACUUAACGACGGGGUGUUUCUGCUAAAGAUGGCCUGUCAAUGUCAACUGGGUAGACAGACGGAAUGGAAAAAUGUACCCCGUGGGACACUUCACACAGUGGCAUUUAUUUGGCUGCUCUGUUUUCAUAUCACUUCCCAUUGUACUUUUCACCUUCGGAAGUAUUUCAUUGUAAAUGUUAUUCCAGAGGAGCAUCACGACUUGUUUAGUCUGUUUGGCGUGUUUAAGAAGGUCAUAUGUUUUCGGGGGGAUGAAAUGCCCAUUUUGUGUUUCUUCAGCAGGAUGGAAAAAACCUAUAUGUUUGUGAAUAAAUUUUUGGAGGACAUUCCUCAGUUUGUUUUGUAUCUUAUCUGCGUUUGGAUGAAGGGGGGAGAUGAUAUAUUCGUUUUCCUUUUUUUUCUAUUUUACUGGAUCCUUUAUGUUGUGCUAAGUGUGGUAUAUCAAGGGCUGCGUUACCCGCUAGUUGGGGCGAUGGUGCGUUUGUUUGUUUCGGCAUCCCUGGCGGAGGACGUCUUCAUCGAGUGUGACGCGGCGCCAACGAAUAAGUUUUUCUGUCUCUACGUUGGGGCCGUUUUUUCUGUGUGGUCGUUUGUCGCCUUGGCAACGGUGCCCCUCGUGGGUGCCCCCUGGACUGCACUUAUCUACGUCCAAUUCGUGGCAUUGUUGCUUGUCUCGAUGACCUUCCUUUUGUCCUUCCUGUAUUUCCACUUUGGCCCGAAGCAAAGAUUUUACCUAAACCCUUACUACUGCCUAGGGGGGGAUGUGGAGUGGCAAUAA
Molecule: messenger RNA, 1134 nt
Organism: Plasmodium coatneyi
Lineage: Eukaryota; Apicomplexa; Aconoidasida; Haemosporida; Plasmodiidae
Exons: 4
Coding region: 1-1134 (377 amino acids)
Source: RefSeq, a predicted model, not a curated record